Zootoca vivipara (common lizard) is the source of this 7954-nucleotide messenger RNA. It is a transcript of the gene UHMK1, whose product is annotated as U2AF homology motif kinase 1. Gene Ontology annotation, biological process: positive regulation of translational initiation; peptidyl-serine phosphorylation; regulation of protein export from nucleus. Gene Ontology annotation, cellular component: neuronal ribonucleoprotein granule; nucleus. Gene Ontology annotation, molecular function: ATP binding; RNA binding; protein serine/threonine kinase activity. The record is from RefSeq and is a predicted model, not a curated record. NCBI's taxonomy places the organism in Eukaryota, Metazoa, Chordata, Lepidosauria, Squamata, Lacertidae.
UCCCUGCCAUUCUGCCCCGCUCCUUCCCGGCAAAAGGGCUUUUCCCCUGUGAUGUCAUCCUGCCCCUCCCCUUGGCCACGUGCCGAGUCUCCUGUCUCCGCCCACUCCGGGGGGAGGGGCGUUCCUUUACUAUUGAUACAUUGAUUGAAAGAAAUACAACUACAGUAUUAAGAAACAGUGAGACGACGGUGGGGAAAAGGCCAGCGGGGAGAGAGAGAGAGAGAGAGAGGCCAACUGGCCUGGCGACGUGCCCGCCUCCUCCUCCUCCUCCUCCAUGGCGGCGGGGGGCGCGGGGCUGUGGCGGGCGGAGGCGCCGCUGGGCCGGGGCUCUUCGGCCGCCGUGUACCGGGCGCGCUGCCUGGGAGACCCUCGCGCCCCGCCGGCCGCUCUCAAGGCGUUUCUGCCGCCCGGCCGCCGCGGGGAGGGGGAGGAGGAGGAGGAGGAGGCCGAGGGCGGCGGCGGCGGCUACGGCUUCCGCAAGGAGCGCGCCGCGCUGGAGGAGCUGCGCGGCCACCGCAGCAUCGUGACCCUGUACGGUGUGUUCACCGACUACCCUUCUGCCCAAGGCCCAUCGUGCUGCCUCUUGUUGGAGUUGCUGGACAUCAGCGUGUCAGAGCUGCUGGCGCACUCCAGCGUGCAUGGCUGCUCCAUGUGGAUCACCCAGCACUGUGCGCGAGACGUCCUGGAAGGCCUUGCCUUCCUCCACCACAGAGGCUAUGUGCAUGCAGACCUGAAGCCGCGCAACAUCCUGUGGAGUGCGGAGGAGGAGGGCUUCAAGCUCAUUGACUUUGGACUCAGCUUCAAGGAGGGAAUUCAGGAUGUGAAGUACAUUCAGACAGACGGGUACCGCGCUCCUGAGGCUGAGCUGCAGAACCGCCUCUCCAAGGCGGGAGUCCAAGGCGGGGUGGAAUGCACUUCUGCUAUUGAUCUCUGGAGCCUUGGAAUAGUAUUACUGGAGAUGUUUUCAGGAAUGAAACUAAAACAUACUGUCCAAUCUCAGGAGUGGAGGGCAAAUAGUUCUGCCAUUAUUGAGCGCAUUUUCGCCAGCAAAAGUGUAGUGAAUUCUGCCAUCCCUACCUAUCACCUCAGAGACCUUCUCAAAAGCAUGCUUCACGAGGACCCACAGGAAAGAGCCACUGCAGCAAAGGCCUUGUGCAGCCCUUUCUUCAGCAUUGCUUUCGCCCCCCAUAUUGAAGAUCUGGUGAUGCUUCCAACUCCAGUGCUAAGACUGCUAAAUAUUUUGAGCGAAACUUCUCUCCAAAGUGAAGAAGAAUUUGAAGAUAUCGUGGAUGACAUAAGAGAAGAAUGUUGCAAAUAUGGACGGGUUGUGUCCUUGUUUGUUCCGAAGGAAAAUCCAGGCAAAGGCCAUGUCUUUGUUGAGUAUGCAAAUGCUGCAGAUUCAAAAGCUGCCCAACAAGCACUGACUGGGAAGAGUUUUGAUGGCAAGUUUGUUGUGGCUACAUUUUACCCCCUGAGUGCCUAUAAGCGAGGGGAUCUUGACCAAACCGUGCUUUAGUCUGCAGCAGCAGUCAGGAGAGACGCACGGAUCCACAGGUGCCUUGCUUUGCCAAAGUAUUUUCCAGAGACGGACUCCAUCUGUGCUCCUCCUUUCUCAUUCUGUGGUUGGCAAGAAAAAGGCCCAGGUCUUUCUGUUUUGUUGCAAUGAAAUCAGCCUCCUUCUUGCCUUUGAUUUACUCUACAGUAACCAAAAUGCUAUGAAAUGGAUGUUGGAGAUUGAAGGUGAAGAAGAAUUCAGUGUGAAAGAAAUUGAGGCACAAGGCAGUGUUGGGGGUUAUGGCACCAAACUUGGAGCUGCCAAGCAUUGAAUGGUGGCAUGGAGGGGUGCUGGUGUCUGAAAGAGUCCGUGGAGCAACUCCGGAGUUCUUUGUGCCACAAGCAGAGAAGCAGCAGAAUGUGCUAUAGAGGACAUGCACCCGGAUGAAACUUUUAAUCUGCAGUCACUGUCCUGCCUUCAAACAAUUUUAUGGGGAGUACAGAAAACAUGGUCAGCCCGUUGUACUCCUCCCAUGUUUUCCCAGCACUUCCUCCUCCUUGUCUUCUUGCCUCAGAGAGUCUGUUAAGGAGGGGAAAGUGAAACAGGAGUAGAAGGGGGAAUGGAUGGCAUUUUGAGGUGCCCCUCCUUUCUCUAUUGUUUCCAGUUUUGGAGACUUUCCAAGUCCUUUCCCUUGAUCUGUGUGGGCUCUCCACCUUAAUUAAUUGCUUCUUGGAAGGAGGUUUCCCCAACCCAUACCCUUCCGUUAGGGUAGUUUUCCUUGGGGGCAAAACUACAAUGCUGUUAAAUUUGUCACUUGCAAUUUCUGGGUUUUUCCCUCAUUUUUUAGCAUUAAAUAGCAACCACUUGGAUAUCUGAUCAGAAUUUUAGCCAUGGGCAUUAACCCUUUCCUUGUGUUCCCUCUUCCACUGUGGAAAACACAGAAGGGAAGAGCUGCUCUUCCAUGUUUUGUUUGGCCUUUGAGCUUCCCCACUGAUUGCCCUCAGGGAAUCGCACACCUGCUAAAAAUAAAGUUGAAUUCAAGUGAUGUCUUCAGCAUUGCAUGUAGAUGACUAGAUCAACCAGCACCAUGAAGUUGCAUCAAACUGGGGAGGUAGGAUGUAUUUGGGGGGGGGGUGUCUUUAACUGACAAUGGAGCUUCCAGAAAAGUUUAGAAUUUGCACCUAAGAAUGGCUUUUUCUAAGGAAUUCAGCCCCUUCCCUAUAUUGCUUUCUGGAAACAAUGUGAAUAUUUUAUUGCCUGGGGCGGGGUGCAGUGCUCACACAGCCUCUGGUGUUCAAAUUUAAAGCUACAGGCAGCCUGGGUGGGUAGAAGUGGUACCCCUUUCAGCUAACACCCGCUGCUUUCGGUGGGUCUGCUAGAAUAUUUGAAUGAGAGUUAUGGUCUCUGGUCUGGCACUGGUUUCAGGGUUGUUCUUUCAAUCAUAAAAUGUACAAAAUCAAAUCAAAUACUCCAGAGUUUUCAAUAAAAUUACAGCUACUAUUUCAUAAGUUAAAUCUAUUCAUUUUAUAGCCCCAUGAAUAUCUCAGCAAGUCCCUCCCAGCUGCUAGACAAAUAUCAAAUUACACACUUAAGAUGUUGGGAUAAAGGAGCCACAGCCUGCAAUCUCUGCCCCCUUGGAGCUGAGUGUGUGCGAGGGGACAGCAGGUGUAGCCUCCUGUGAGAUUAGGGCUUCUGGACAGACAUCUGCUUGGCCCAAAGAAGUGUAUUGCCUAGGGGUGGGUUUUGAAGGUUUUUCCCCUAAAGGACUAUCAUGACUAUCUUUGCUUUGUAUGUGUCAUAAACAAUACUGAGUCUAGUUAUUUGUAGCAGGACGUACAACCAGAGAAAGAUGCUUUCUCACCAGCUGAAGGACAGUUGAGUCUUCUCCAACCACUAGGUAAUCGUGUACCAUUUGGAUUUCACUGACUUUCUUUACCUAGUAAGCUCUAGUCCAUUACCCUUAUAAAGGUGAUCACUAGAUGGAAAUCUUUUAUUUUUUCAGUUUUAAUUCUUUAUUAAAUUCUUUAAAAUACAAACAUAUGCGAGGAUAUACAAAAUCAUUACAAUAGAGAUAAGGGAAAGUAAAGAAAGAAAGAACCAAAGAAGAAGAAGAAAAGAAAAGAGGAAAAGGGAAAAAGGGGAAAGCUAUAUACAAAAAGAAACAUUUAUCUUCUUAAAUAACACUUAAAUAAAAAUCUAAUGCUGCUGAGCCAAAGCCGGUCAGUAGGUAGUCGCUUGCUGUCCAGGCCUGAAGCUAAUUUCAGAGGUUAAGGAUCAUAGAAUCCUAGAGUUGGAAGAGACCACAAGGGCCAUCCAGUCCAACCCCCUGCCAAGCAGGAAACUCCGUCAAAGCAUUCUUGACAUAUGCCUGUCAAGCCUCUGCUUAAAGACCUCCAAAGAAGGAGACUCCACCACACUCCUCGGUAGCAAAUGCCACUGUCAAACAGCUCUUACUGUCAGGAAGUUCUUCCUAAUGUUUAGGUGGAAUCUUCUUUCUUGUAGUUUGAAUCCAUUGCUCCGUGUCCGCUUCUCUGGAACAGCAGAAAACAACCUUUCUCCCUCUUCCAUAUGACAUCCUUUUAUAUAUUUGAACAUGGCUAUCAUAUCUCCCCUUAACCUUGUCUUCUCCAGGCUAAACAUACCCAGCUCCCUAAGCUGUUCCUCAUAAUGCCUUAUGAGGAACCAUUUUGGUUGCCCUCCUCUGGACACAUUCCAGCUUGUCAGUAUCCUUCUUGAACUGUGGUUCCCAGAACUGGACACAGUACUCCAGGUGAGGUCUGACCAGAGCAGAAUACAGUGGUACUAUUACUUCCCUUGAUCUAGAUGCUAUACUCCUAUUGAUGCAGCCCAGAAUUGCAUUGGCUUUUCUUCCUGGCUCUCUCUUUCAACUAACUCUCAGGCUAGCACUCUCUCUUUGCCUUUUGCUUCUGAUUCCAAACUUGCUUUCUGACAGAGUUGCUACAACUAAAAAAACAAACAAACUCGUUCUUUACAAAAGGGCAGUUUUUUCCAAGCGCAUUCCAGAGGACGCAUCGGUUGGCCUCCUCCAAAACAGGGUGCUGCCUCUCAAUGUCAUGAGCCAGGGGCACAGACCCCCCCCCCCCGGCCUGGAACUUCCACCUCCUGCCCUUCAGCUGAGAUGUUUCUCAAGUAAGCGAGUUCUGUUGGUUCCUCCUCUGUGGUUACAAGACUGCUCAGUAUUGUCAAAAGGCAAAGGCAGCCAUGUUGCUUCCUUGGGAUCCACAAUCAGAGCCAGGUGAUAUGUCAGGAAAUAUUGAGCAAGAUCUUGAGGUCUUCAGAGUUCUUGAACUUGAAUUUAGAAACGAGUUUACUAUUUUGUGACAUUUUUGUUGGUUUUCAUAAAGCUAUUGCCUUUCUGUGGAUUUCAACAUAAAGUGUUCUCCUACCUUGUCCGAAAUAAUAUGUAAAUAUUUAAAUAUUGAUAAAUGUGUAUAUACCGUAUAUUCUGGCGUAUAAGACGGCUGGGCGUAUAAGACUACCUCCAACUUUUCCAGUUAAAAUAUAGAGUUUGGGAUAUACUCGCCGUAUAAGAAAUACGACCCGGCAUAUAAGACGACCCCCGACUUUUGAGAAGAUUUUCCUGGGUUAAAAAGUAGUCUUAUACACAGGAAUAUACAGUACCCGUUUUUAUGGCACAGCCAAAGAAGAAUACAAUAAUGGGGUUUUGGAAAAUAUGGUACUGCGAACCAUGGAUCUGUGGGAAGCCAUUUGUGGGCCCUCGCUAUGACAGUGAAGACUGAGUAGCUGUCAGAUUGAAAUACAUCAUAUAGACUUGCUGAAAAGUUUUUGUUUUUACCAAUUUUACCAAUUUGCCAAAAGUUUAAAAAGAUCAAACCUCAGGGAAAGAUCUGCCUAGUUCAAGAUGAGUUACGGGAGAGAGACUGGGGGGGGGGGCGUCCCCCAGAGAAAAGAAUUGCUGGGAGCAGAAGGCCAAAGGAAGGCUUGCAUACCAGGGGAAAGAAACCAAAGAGGGAUGAGGUGGCAGGGAGAUGGUCGUGGUUCCAUCCAGAGAGGAGCUGGGAGGCCAUGGCGCUACAUCUUUUAAUGAUGUUGAGGAGUGACUUGCCAGCAUAUCUUCAGGGGCUUCGCUUGCUAAUGCUUUCCAUUGCUAGGAAAACAAGAGUGCUCAGCCUUUAGGCAAGCUUCCUUGGGAGUAAGUCCAUCCUUGUUUUCAACCACUCACCUGCUGGCAACCAGGAAUUCCACACAGGCAAAUGUUCAGACUGGUGGGGCAGAGACAGCACCCUGUCAGAGCCUCUGCAUGCAGGAGGCAAGGGGAGCGAGGCAACCACCUUGGGCAGCAGGAUCCAGCCUCCAAGGAAUGCCUUGGCCACUACUGCUGGCACUGUUCAUGGGCUCAAAAGCCCUCUGGGCAAAUGGAGAUGGCAGGCGUGGCUGAAGAGGUGCUUCUCUGUGGCCCAAGACACCCAGAAGGUGUGGAGGAAAAGACAAGGACCCUCUUCCCCAGGCCUGGAAGAGGGGAGAGAACAGGCAGCUCUUGUCCCCCGGAACAAAAACAGCCUUAAAAGUCAGGUGAGUGUGGCUCUGCCCUUCGUGGUUGUUUAUGAGCCUCUCUUGUAGCCCUGCCAAGAUUCUGAAGCCCCCAAAUAUCCCAAGCCACACUCCAUUUUCUCCUGUCACCCACAAUGAUACAUUUCCAAUGACAGACCCUCCAAGUGUCACUAUUUUCCAGGAACCGUCCGGGAUUUACAGAAGCCCUUCCGGUUUCUUAUUUGAUCCCGGAACAUCCUGCUUUUCCUUAGGACAUCCCUAUUUUCAUUGGAGAAAUGUUGGAGGCUGUGGAGUUAUGAAAACCCCCAAGCCGUCUGAAGGCAGCCCUGUAUAGGGAAGUUUUUAAAAUGUUUCAUGUUUUAUUAUAUUUUUAUGUAUGUUGGAGUGGCUGGGGCAACCCAGUGGGGAAUAAAUGAUAAAAUUACUACUACUACCACCACUACCACCACUGCUACUACUACUAUCAUUAUUGAAUAGGGCGUCCCUAUUUUCAUCUGAGAAAUUUUGCAGGGUAUGCAAUGACUGAGAAACCUCAGUCCAUCUUCUUAGCCAGUCAUAAAAACCACUGACAGUAGAUCCCAGCCCUGUCUGUCAAGGAGGGGGGAAACACUUAGGGUUUGUUUCUUUUAAUAAUAAAAAACCACCAAGGAACUUUCUAUGGAAGCCAGGCAGCAAGAUUAUUUGGUGCUUCUUCCCUGCUGCUUCCUCUGGCCACAGCCAUGUGCGCCACCAAGUGGCUGUUUGCUCCUUUGCGCCGGCUGCUGCAAGCAUGGUUCCCUUGCAAGAAGAGCAUGGAAGGGAAAGGACUUGCUGCUGUUGUCACCUCUUGGAGGGCAGAGCAGAGAGCAGGAAGAGGCUCCAUGCAAGAACUGCAGGGAAAGGGUGCAAGCAAACAAGAGAGAGAAGAGAAGAGAAGAGGAAGAGAAGAGAAGAGAAAGAGAGCUGACCCUGGAUGAGAGAGGGGGGAGCUCAAAGAGGAUCAGAGAAACCUGGGGGGUACAUUUUGUUUAACUCCUCGGUGGGCAGCAGAAUAGGGGAUCCCCAAGGAGAGGGUUCUGUUCAGUAGGGUCUCCUCCCCAGGUCCCCUUGUGGUGCUCUUGGGCCCCUCACUGCCAGGGGGAUCUUUCUCUUCCCAGAGUUCUUUGAAACAGUUUCUUUGCCAUGGGAAUCCCCGGUGCUAAUCUUGCACAUAAAAUUUAGGGGGUGAGAUUUUGAUAGCUUUUUUUUUUUUGCUAUUUCUUCCAUUUCCUGCCUGACUAAUGUGAUGGCUCUGUGACAAUAAAUAUUGAGUGGCCUGAGAGUUAAUUGGACACAAUAGAUUUGGGUGGUGAAUAUGCAAAUGCAGAGUUGCUCAUCUUUUAACCACACCAUUUUGCUUUCUGUGAAAUGGAUGUCAAAUUGCAGUAGUAAAUUUUGAAAGCACGUCAAAGUGCAAGUAGAUAAAUAGAUACCGCUCUGGCAGGAAGGUAAACGGCAUUUCCGUGCACUGCUCUGGUUCGCCAGAAGCAGCUUAGUCAUGCUGGCCACAUGUCCCGGAAGCUGUACGCUGACUCCCUCGCCAGUAAAGCGAGAUGAGCGCCACAACCCCAGAGUCGUCUGCGACUGGACCUAACUGUCAGGGGUCCCUUUACACCCUAAGGCCACCAUUUUGCAGCUGUCCACACUCCCAUGGCAGCCAUUCUGAGGAGGUGUCCACAAAACUUCCUCAGAUUUCCAAAUAUGCCCGUGAGACCCCUGACAGGACAGCCCACUGGAGAACAAACAGCUAAAGAGGGACAACUAUUUCCUGUGGUGGGCUGAAUCAAAGUUUCAUCACAUCCAUAGCUUCCUCUUUGACUCACCUUUUAAAAAAUGUCUUCUCCUCCCUUGACUCAAUAUGGCAACUUUAAGGCAUGCUAGAGCUUUUCAGAGGAUUCUGCACACCAG